AUGUCCUGCCGUGCUUUUAGUCCUAGAGCAUUGCGCGCCUUGUCCAAAUUUUCUGCUCAAGCGCCCUCUUCUCGAUCUCUAAAUCGCACGUCCCUAUUUCAGGGACUAUCAUCUUCUGGUAAACACUGCCAGAAAUCUGCAAUGACCACCACGUCCGCGUUUUUCAAGGCCGGCGACGACUUUGACAAAGUUCAGGCGUCACGACCGGACUUCGAGCGCGAUACCGAGGUCAAGUUCUCAAAGCCUCCCAAGCCUGAUUGGAAAGAAGGCGAGGGCGGCAACGACGGUGGCGAGAGCCUGACCAAGAACCAUAUCGAAAUCGACCCCCACGAAGAGGGCCGACCUGUUUCAAAUAACUAUAAGCUCCUGAUUUCGGGGGUUGUCCCACGACCAAUCGCCCUGAUUAGCACCAAAUCGAAAGACGGAAAGACGGCAAACCUGGCACCGUUCAGUUACGCCCAGGUAAUCAACCAUGAUCCUCCGCUCUUCACGGUUGGUUUUGUUGGCUCCCUUGAAAAAGCCAAGGACAGUCUGAAGAACCUCACAGAGAGCGGAGAGUGCGUGAUAAAUAUCAUCUCAGAGCAUUUUGUCGAAGCCGCAAACGCAACUGCAGUAAAUGCGCCGUAUGGUGUAUCAGAGUGGGAGGUGUCCGGCCUACACCAAGCUCCUAGUUCCGUCGUUCAGGCUGCUCGCGUGAAGGAAUCGAUGUUGUCUAUCGAAGGCAAGGUCGUUGAAACCAAGGAGUUUGAAAGCAGAGCGACUCCAGGAAAAAAGACGGGCGUUUUGGCAAUCAUCGAGGGCGUUCGAUUCUGGGUACGGGAAGAUGCGUUCGACAAGGAGACGAACGUCGUUGACCUGAAGGUCUUGAAACCGAUUAGCCGUCUAGGAGGCCUUGCAUAUGGGCGAACAACUGAUGCGAUUGAGCUCCCGCGGCCGAAGUUUUGA
Molecule: messenger RNA, 945 nt
Organism: Aspergillus mulundensis
Lineage: Eukaryota; Fungi; Ascomycota; Eurotiomycetes; Eurotiales; Aspergillaceae
Product: flavin reductase family protein
Exons: 2
Coding region: 1-945 (314 amino acids)
Molecular function (GO): FMN binding
Source: RefSeq, a predicted model, not a curated record